AUGGCCUCCUUCCAGAUCUUAUCCGAUUUACAUCUUGAACAUAACAACUACUCAAACUAUCGCAUUGUACCAACGGCACCAUACCUUGCUUUGAUCGGCGAUAUCGGAUGUGUCAAAGAUCCCGGCUACAUUGGCUUUAUCAGAGGCCUGCUGGACCAAUUUCGCGUUGUCUUCUAUGUUUUUGGCAACCAUGAGCCAUAUGGCUCUAGCUGGGAUAACGCAUGGGAGACGUUGGACAAAUUCGAAAAAGCAAAUCGAAGCGAACGGAAGAAGAAUCCUGAAAGCGCAGUUGGCGAGUUCGUCUUCAUGUAUCAGCGAGAAUACCGAAUUCCCGACAGCCACAUAACGGUACUGGGAUGCACACUGUUCUCCAAUGUCCCAUCAACGAAAAUGACACCAGUCAGCAACGGCCUAAACGACUUCCGCGAAAUCGAUGGCUGGACUGUGGAGGAGCAUUGUCAACUGCACAAGCAAGACCUAGCCUGGUUGAACAGCAGAGUCAACGCCAUAUCCGUCGACUCUGACCGCAAGAUUGUCAUCUUCACGCACUACAGUCCGACCGAAGAUACCCGCGCCGUUGAACCUUGUCAUGCUCAAAGCGACAUUAAAUCUGGCUUCCAAACAGACUUGCGAAACGAAGAUUGUUGGAAGAGCCCUAAUGUCAAGGUCUGGGCGUUCGGUCAUACACACUACAACUGCGACUUCGUGGAUGAGGCGACAGGAAAGCGUCUCUACACCAACCAAAAGGGCUACUCGCAGGACCACUCUCCAGGCUUCAGGGAAGGCAACGUGGUUCACGUGGAUUGA
Colletotrichum scovillei is the source of this 807-nucleotide messenger RNA. Its product is annotated as calcineurin-like phosphoesterase. The transcript has a single exon. The record is from RefSeq and is a predicted model, not a curated record. NCBI's taxonomy places the organism in Eukaryota, Fungi, Ascomycota, Sordariomycetes, Glomerellales, Glomerellaceae. The coding region runs from base 1 to 807 and encodes 268 amino acids. Gene Ontology annotation, molecular function: hydrolase activity.